This is a messenger RNA of Trypanosoma cruzi, 417 nucleotides long. Its product is annotated as ATPase, putative. The transcript has a single exon. Lineage: Eukaryota; Euglenozoa; Kinetoplastea; Trypanosomatida; Trypanosomatidae. The record is from RefSeq and is a predicted model, not a curated record. The coding region runs from base 1 to 417 and encodes 138 amino acids.
AUGAGUUUUGUUAAUUCCACUUCCUUUUUUUUUUCUUGUUUUUGCUUUAAUUAUUUCGCUUAUCUUGCUUGUUGCCUUGGGGCAACCACCAUGGACGUUUUUUUCUUUUCUACUCUUCCCUCUUUUGUUUCUUGCUGCACUCUUCCUGUGAGGGGUGCCGUGUGUUCCCCGCCCAACUGCUCCACUCGCACACCCACCGACACGCUCAUGACGACGGCCCUGUGCGCCUCGCCUGCUGCACGCAUGAGGAGGGGCGGCGACGAACGGCGCGCUGAGGGAGCCGUGACGUGUGGGCGUGCGACGAGGGCCACUGGGGCGGAGCACAUAUUUCUUCCCUCUUGUUUUGUUUUUGCGGUCAGGGCGGGCAGACACCCGCAGCGCCACACACACAGCCACACCCUGCCGCCGUGUUUUUAA